GACAGACGUGAAAUUUUUGUUGAAUCAUCGCGAUUGAGCAAAGCCCUGACCAGUGCAAAGUUACACGAUAGGCUACGUGGUCACCAGCUGCUGGCUACCCAUUACAACGUUAUCGUGGAGCGCGUUGAACCCGAACGGUAAAUUAGACACACAAAAAAUGACUAAAUUCCAAGUUGACAGCCCGAACGUUACGUAUGGCGUACGUUACAUCGAAGCGGAUUACGAUUACUGCACGUCACGCGUGGAGCCGGCCUCCGAUGGAGGGUACAAGGUUAUUCCGAAUGCAACCCGAUUACGGAUCCGGACGGAACGUCAAGUGCCAAAACUUGGCGUUAUGUUGGUUGGCUGGGGAGGAAAUAACGGGACGACUGUGACAGCGGCCGUUCUUGCCAACAAGCUGGCUCUGUCGUGGCCGACGCGCAACGGGCACCAAGAGGCCAACUACUAUGGCUCAUUGAUGAUGUCAUCAACCGUUUCACUGGGCAUGGGACCUGACGGCCGUGAUGUGUACAUCCCUUUCCAUGACUUGUUGCCUAUGGUUCAUCCAGACGAUAUCGUUCUCGAUGGCUGGGAUAUAUCAUCGCUGAAUUUAGCCGCCGCCAUGGACAGAGCCCGGGUUCUCGAACCAUCUCUGCAGGAACAACUGCGCCCUUAUAUGCAAAAGAUGAAACCUAGGCCAUCAAUUUAUUCUCCAGAUUUCAUCGCAGCCAAUCAGUUGGAGAGAGCCGAUAAUCUUAUUGUUGGAACGAAGCGAGAACAAAUCGAACAAAUCCGCAAAGAUAUUCGCAAUUUCCGCGCCGAGCACGCUUUGGACAAAGUUAUUUUGCUGUGGACGGCCAACACGGAGCGCUUCGCUGACAUCGUUCCAGGACUAAACGACACAGCCGAAAAUUUAAUGCGUUCCAUCAAAAACGAUGCCAGUGAAAUCUCGCCUUCGACAUUGUUUGCUGUGGCUAGCAUCUUAGAAGGGUGCGCAUUUAUCAAUGGAUCGCCUCAGAAUACCUUCGUCCCUGGCUGUAUGGAAAUGGCGGAGAAAGCCAACGUCUUUAUUGGCGGAGACGAUUUCAAAUCGGGCCAAACCAAGCUGAAGUCUGUGUUGGUUGAUUUCUUGGUCAGUGCUGGCCUCAAGCCCGUCUCCAUUGUUAGCUACAAUCACUUGGGGAACAAUGAUGGGAAAAAUCUAUCUGCCCCACAACAAUUCCGUUCUAAGGAGAUUUCCAAGAGUAAUGUCGUAGAUGAUAUGGUGGAGUCUAAUCCGGUGCUCUAUAAACCGGGAGAAAAACCUGACCACACUGUUGUGAUCAAAUACGUUCCCUAUGUCGGCGACAGCAAACGGGCCAUGGAUGAAUAUACCUCGGAGAUCAUGAUGGGUGGUCACAACACAUUGGUUAUCCACAACACGUGUGAAGAUUCCUUGUUGGCUAGCCCAAUCAUCCUCGACUUGGUCAUUCUAACUGAACUCUGCCAACGGAUUACAUUCCGCGGACCAAAUCAAACGACUUACCAACCGUUCCACUCAGUCCUAUCUAUCCUCAGUUAUCUGUGCAAGGCUCCCUUAGUUCCCGAAGGAGCACCCGUUAUCAACUCGCUCAACCGUCAGCGAUCUAGCAUCGAGAAUAUUUUCCGCGCUUGCCUUGCUCUACCUCCGGUUAAUCAUAUGAUGCUGGAGCAUCGUUUCGCCAAGCCUCUUCACGUUUCAAGCCCAACGGCGGCCGCUAAAGGCGAAACAAAGCUUGACAGCCCAACUAAAACGAAGCCUUACAUCAAUGGCAUCUCGCAAAUCACGGAGGGGGUUAACGGUCUCUAAAAAAAAAUUAUUAUUAGUAAAAGCUAGUCGUCAUGACUGCUUCGUAUGGACCAUCGUUCACAACACUUUACAACGCGUUUUCCGCGUGAUGCCCGUCUCAAUUAAAUCUGUAUCAGUUUAGCGAAUUAAUUACCUAUGAUUGCCAACAACUAUUUGCCAACAGCUAUAUAAGACCAGAGUAUCCAAAUUGAAGAAAACCAUUUUUCAUUAAAUUACAUCCGUCGUUCAAUUGUCUCUAACAAUGAAAAUACAGAGAAAAUCUGAAAAGUAAA
Messenger RNA from Daphnia magna, 2079 nucleotides. RefSeq names its product inositol-3-phosphate synthase 1-A (gene Inos). The record is from RefSeq and is a predicted model, not a curated record. Gene Ontology annotation, molecular function: inositol-3-phosphate synthase activity. NCBI's taxonomy places the organism in Eukaryota, Metazoa, Arthropoda, Branchiopoda, Diplostraca, Daphniidae. The transcript has 9 exons. Gene Ontology annotation, cellular component: cytoplasm. Gene Ontology annotation, biological process: phospholipid biosynthetic process; inositol biosynthetic process. The coding region runs from base 158 to 1807 and encodes 549 amino acids.